Molecule: messenger RNA, 1263 nt
Organism: Tetrahymena thermophila SB210
Lineage: Eukaryota; Ciliophora; Oligohymenophorea; Hymenostomatida; Tetrahymenidae
Exons: 5
Source: RefSeq, a predicted model, not a curated record
AUGCAAACAUACUAAGGCAGUGCAUUUUCCUCGUCUGAAACUUCGCCAUUAAAUUAUCUUAACGAAAUAGAUUAAAAUGUUAUUGGGAAGUAUUACUUAAAAAAAUUUAAUCAGCUCAAUAAUCCUAGAGCUAGAUAGAUUGAAAAUUCUAAACAAAAAAAUACUGAAAACUUAGAAAAAAUAGUGAUUUAACAAAGAUCUGUUUAAUUUAUUAUAGAGCCCAUCUACAAAUUAAUAGAACCAAUAAACAAAUUUUAUAUUUACGGAGACUUUCCAGUCGAAGCAGACUUCUUUUCUAAAGAAACAAGCGAUUUAUAAACUAUUUUAGAGGAGUCCAAAUAAUGGACUUAAUGGAAACAAUGCGUUCAAGUAUAAUACAAUCAUUAAAAUGGGUUUCUAGAAUUGUUUCAAAAAAGUAAUAAUAGUGGUUUAAGUGAUUAUUAAUAUAUUGUUAAUAUACUUUAGUCUUUAUAAGAUUAAAGAAUGUAUGAAUUAUCUCAGAUAAUUUAAAGCUACGGAAGUGCUAUCCUCAAUAAUUUAACUUAGAUAAAAUAAAUUUUUAAAUUUGUAAAUAAUAACCCAUAGCUUGUGGAUUAUUUAGAGAAUAGAUUUGUAGAGUUUUAGUAAAAAGGAUUAAAAUGGAUUUAGGAAAAUAUAGAUUCAAAUUAGUACUAUACUUAUGUUUUUGGUAAAAUUGAUUUCAAAGAAGAAUGCUAUUAUAAUUAUUAAGAAGGUUUUUCAUCUGGGCUUUUGUAGAUUUUAGGGUUGGAUGUAGAGACUGCAGCAAGGAUAAUACUUAAGGUAGGAAAGUUAGAAUUUAUAGAUCAAUAUGGGAGAUUCAUCAAACUUUACAAAAAAUUGGUAUUUGCUAUAUCUCGGAAAAGAGAGUAGUAAGAAGAAUUAAAUUUUAGUAUAGUUACAGUUGAUGGUUAUAAGAUUCCAGUAAAAGUGUUAGUUAUAAAUCCACCUAUAUAAAUGAGUGAUAUUUCAAUAAAAGAACUGCUAAAUGUACCUCAAUUAUCUUUUAAUUAAAUUUUAACUAUAUUCUAGUAUUAAAUUGAACCUGCUUGGUUGAAAUUCCUAUAGGAUUAAAGGUAGGAUUAGCAUAAUUUAAAGCUUAAGUAAUUAGACCAAGCAAUUUUGUAAGAUUUCAGCUGCAUGAACGACCCUUUUAUAGACAAGUAUUAUAAAUAACAGUUUUAGCAAAUAAAAAUAUAAAGUGAGUAAGAAAAAAAAAUAUGUGGAUUCACGGUUCUCAAUUGA